Stegastes partitus (bicolor damselfish) is the source of this 3805-nucleotide messenger RNA. RefSeq names its product nicotinamide nucleotide adenylyltransferase 2 (gene nmnat2). Gene Ontology annotation, molecular function: nicotinate-nucleotide adenylyltransferase activity; nicotinamide-nucleotide adenylyltransferase activity. The record is from RefSeq and is a predicted model, not a curated record. The transcript is spliced from 11 exons. NCBI's taxonomy places the organism in Eukaryota, Metazoa, Chordata, Actinopteri, Pomacentridae. Gene Ontology annotation, cellular component: Golgi apparatus. Bases 82 to 1005 code for a protein of 307 amino acids. Gene Ontology annotation, biological process: NAD+ biosynthetic process.
CCGACCACCCGACCCAUCGUGGGACCGGGGACCGGACCGGACCGGUGCACAGGACCGAAGAGCACAGAGGAGGGAAGGACCAUGACAGAAACCACCAAAACGCACGUCAUCCUGCUGUCCUGCGGCAGCUUCAACCCCAUCACCAAGGGACACAUCCAUAUGUUCGAAAAAGCCAGAGAGUAUCUGCACAAAACAGGGCGCUUCAUUGUGAUCGGAGGGAUCAUCUCACCAGUACACGACUCCUAUGGAAAACCUGGUCUCGUGUCAAGCAGACAUCGUCUCACUAUGUGUCAGCUCGCUGUCCAGUCCUCUGACUGGAUCAGAGUGGACCCCUGGGAGUGUUAUCAGGACACCUGGCAGACCACCUGCAGCGUGCUGGAGCAUCACCGUGACCUCAUGAAGAGAGUCACUGGCUGCAUCCUGUCCAACGUCAACACACCGUCCACCACCCCUGUGAUUGGUCAGCCACAGAACCAGACCACGCCCAUCUACCAGAACCACAACAACAUGAAUCACAGCCCCACAGCCAUCAAACUGUGGGGGAAGAUUAGUGAGAGUUUGGGCAAAAUCUGUUGUGUCCGCCCACACAUCGAGCGCUUCACCUUUGUUGAUGAAAAUGCCAACCUGGGGACUGCGAUGAGAUACGAGGAGAUUGAGUUGCGCAUCUUGCUCCUGUGUGGCAGUGAUCUCCUGGAGUCCUUCUGCAUCCCUGGCCUGUGGAAGGACAGUGAUAUGGAGGUGAUCGUUGGAGAUUUUGGCAUUGUUGUGGUUCCCCGUGAUGGAGCCGACACAGAGAGGAUCAUGAACCACUCCUCCAUCCUCCGCAAGUACAAGGACAACAUAACUGUUGUGAAGGAUGCAACGAACCACCCAAUGGCCAUUGUCAGCUCAACCAAGAGCAGACUGGCCCUGCAGCACGGUGACGGCCACGUAGUGGACUACCUGAGUCAGCCAGUCAUCGACUACAUCCUGCAGAGUCAGCUGUACAUCAACGCCUCGGGAUAAAGACCUGCAGCAUGAAAACAGGAAGCGUGGAGGUGUGGUGGGGGGUACCUACAACCAUCACCUAUAUAAAUAUACUGUAACCCCUCCCCUCCCUGAAAACUAAAACUUCCUUGUCUGUCUUCUGUGUCAAACAUAUACUCUUCUUUGAGCUGUCGCUUUCCAACAGGAGCUUUAGUGUCCCUCCUUCUGUCUGUGUCAUGUGACUCUACCAUCAGGGAGGGAGGGGGGUGUAUUUUUGGGGGAGGACGGCAGGUUGGGGGAUGCAUGACACACAUCCGGGCAGAAAAAUGGCAGCGUUAGCAGGCUUCAUGAAAGAACCGCUCGUACCGACAGUUUGUUUGUCAGACUUUGGACUUUCUGUGCAGCUUCACCUUAAAAAUUAAACACCAUCCCCAAAAUUUAAAGUUCAUCUUGGCAUUCAUUGCUGCCCAGAAAGGAUUUAAUUUUCAUCCUGAAAUUUUUUUGUUACCUCAGUGACAUUUUAUCAAAACAGAUUAAAGUUGUAUUCAUAAUUCUACAUUUUUCUUUCAUUUUGGUGCCAGCCAACCGUAUUGCUUUGAAAUAUCUUUAUGCCUCCUCAACCGAGUGGUAGUUAACACAAUUAGAGCCUGAAGUGAAGGCCCUUACAAAUCCCACUGAAAUGCUCACCUAACUGUCUUCUCCUGAUUGCAAACUUUUAUGACACAAUGUAGAAUUCAACUGAUUUUCUCCUAUCCUGCAGAGAAAGCCCAACUGUUUACUGUGUAGUACUAAUGACAAGAUGCAUACCUGCCUGUAAUGACAGUUACCCUCAUAAGAAUGUGUUAUUCUAAUGCAGAAAGUUUACAUUUCAGUUAUUUCUUGAUAAUACCUUUUUUUUCUUCUUCUUUUUGAGUAUAUGCAGGAAGAAGUGCUUUAUCACCAAAGUGAAGUCCAGUUAUUUUCCAUCUCAGUCAGUAACAACUAGGAAAUGUAUUCACAUGUCGGACUUGUUUUACCUUUGUAUUGUAAAAACCUGUUUUAAUCUUCUUUUCGAUGUCAUUUCUUGACUCCAUCUUUCUGGUCGCAGUAAAUCCCAGAGGCCACAUUUAUUGACCGCUUGUUUCUGCACUUGGAUUCUGCAGAACCCAGUGUAGCCCUCAAGUUGAAAAACUUAAAAUCAAUAGCUUCAGAACCAAAUCUUAAAAAAAACAAUCAAUUCAUCCAUUUGUUUUUCUGCUUUCUGGGGAGACAGCAGGUGAAGCAGGUUAUUCCAGAUGUCCUUCGCCCCAAAAACACUUUUCAGUUCCUUCUUUAGGAUCCUGAGGUGUUCCCAGGCAGGAUGAGACACAUACUCCCUCCCUCUAGAGUGUUCUGGGUCGACCUCUUCCACCUGGAAAACCUCCAAACGAAGUCGCCCAGGAAGACUUUUAAUCAGAUGCUCAAACUGGUUCCUUUUGAUGGGAUGUAGCAGCAACUUCACUCUGCUCCAUCCAGAUGUCUGAAAAACAUUUAUCAGGACUUAGCCUAAGAGGAGAUCUGAGCUUGCCUGACCCAGAUAAAUCCAAAGAUAAUUAGACCUGCAAAGUUUUCCUCGUGUUUCCAGUUUUUAGAGCCCAGAAUGUUUUUUCUAAAGGUUCUUCACUAAUGUUCUAAAAGUGAAAAUUUAGUCAUCAAGAGUUAACAAGACAUUGCAUCUUGUUGCAUCCAUGUUUUCAUACAAUCUGUGGUGUAAAUUUGUUUGCAAGAAAACUCAUCUGAGAUGACAUUGGAACAUGAAAGUGUUUCUUGCCUGAGGCCUGUUGUUUUCCUGCAAAGUACGCUGCUGUCUCAGAAUCACUAAAUCUCAAAAAUUUCACACACGUGACGGGAAGAUGAUUCAAUUCGACCAGCGCAGGUAACCGUAGCAGCGGUUCUGAUGCUUCAGGCUGUAGUUUGAAGACAGAGAUGAAGGAGACUGCAGGGCAUCAUUUGGCCCUCUGAUGAUUAUGAUGGUACCUUCUUUUGUAAAGAUGUGAUGCUCAGCAGCAGCAGCAGCAGCCAUGUUGUUAUUGUUGUUGUUGACAGAUUGAGUCUCAGAUUGUUUUGUUUCCUCUUUGUUUGCUCCUGUUCUUAGACUGCAUGCUUAGACAGUUUGGUUCUGGCAUGAACGUUUAUCACUCGGUAGAUUCUGAUCUGUUGUGAACGUGUUUGCAAAAAAAGAAAAGAAAGAACACAAAAAAUAAAUAUCUCUAAAUAUUAAUAAAAUAUAGCUACAGUGGGGCUCAUCGUCUCCCACGUCUGUCCAUUUUCUAUUCACUCUGUAAAUGUACAGAUGUCAUCAGUGUAAAAUGUUUGCAAUGAUUUCUACAUGUGUGUGCAUGUGUGCGUGAGUGUGUGUUUGUGUGUGUCUGCAGGAUUUUAGCUUCCUGACAGUCACAAUCUGUUGUAUUAUGUAGCUGAAAACGAAUCUAGUUUUCCUUAUUAAUCUGCCUUGUUUUGUUGCGCUGACUUCUUCUGAUUGUAAGCUGUGAUGCACUGUUAAAAAUGACAUUUUAAAUCUGUGUGUGUGUGCGUGUGUGUGCGUGUGUGUGUGUGUGUGUGUGUGUGUGUGUGUGUGUGUGUGUGUGUGUGUGUGUUGAGAUUUAUCGGCACAAACCCGUGUUUACAGAUCAGGACAGAAAAUUUUGAGUAACAAUAGCAAAGCAUCAAUGAAUCUCAAAGGAGAGAAGAAGGAGGAAUGAGUGAAGCUGAAUUUCAUUUAAAAAAAAAAAAAAGGGAGUUUGGUUGUUUAUUGAUUUAAAACUGUGGCUACAUUCACACCUCACUGCUGGCAAAAUAAAAUAUUUCUUUGAGGAAAUGA